UCGGACGGAGCUCAUAGAAAACUGUUCUUCCUGUUCAACUGUUUCUGAAAACUUGACCCAACGAAUUCAGAGUUCGUAUUCAAUACAAAGUGUGCAAUGGAACAUUGAUGAUAUAAUCAGCUUCGUAAUAAGCGAAAUUGUAUAGAAUUCUGUACUUUUCCUUCAAUAGAAAACUCGAAAAAACUUGGAACAAACUUGAUAAUUUGGACUUGAGUGAGUGUGAGUGACGGUUGAUUGACAUGAGGAAAUUCCAUUUUCAACUUAUUCAAUUUUUCAUUUAUACAACUUGAAGCUCAUUUAUAUAUUUUAUAAGAUUGAGGAGUUUUCGAUAAAAGAUUGGAGAUUGAGGAAGACAGAAACAGUUUUUGUUUACAAACGAACCAUUUUCAAACCCUGUCUUUUCUGCAUUCAAGUGUAUAAGAGUGUAGAACCAUUUGCAAACUUCCCAUUCUCUGUAUUCAAGUGUAUUCUGCCUGUGCAGAAUAGUUAUGGGAGAGUAUUGAUAUUUCCGUAUUGAGAUUUUUAACAACAAUCGCAUGAGAAGACUGUUGAACUCAGUCAGUUUUUCGUGAUCAAGAAAACUCAAAGAUCUCGAAGAGAAACUCAUAGAUCUCACAGUAGAAUCCCAGUAAAUGAGUGUUAGUGAAUUGAAAUUAUUCAACAUGCUGCUGAUUACAGUGUUUUGCAGCAUCGUAACAAAGUGUAUUGCUGAGACAUCGUUCAUGCAAGUUGAAGCUGUGGUGGGAGGAAAUGCGAAAUUUCCCUGCAACAUCAGCUCAGUCACUCCUGAUGAUACAAUGGCUCUGGUCAUCUGGUUCAAGGGUGAAAUACCGAUUUACAGCUAUGACUUGCGAGAUGGCGGUGAACUGGAGGAUGCAAAGCAUUGGGCUGCCGAGGAUAUAAUCGACAGAGCUCAGUACACGGUUACGCCAGCCGACUCCUACCUCGUCCUCGAGUCUGUCAUGGAGGCGGAUGGGGGCCAGAUCAAGUGUCGCAUCGAUUUUUAUCACACGCCGACUAGAAACUCUUUCUUCAAUCUCACUGUAACAGUGCCUCCUGAAUCAAUGGAGUUGACAGACCCCACAGGCCGAGCUGUCGCUAUAUCCACAAUGCCCGUCAUUGAGGGAGAAUCUCUGCAAAUAAUCUGCUUGGCACUGGGAGGGAAACCAGUUCCAAAAGUGAGAUGGACACUGAACGAGGUGGUGAUAGACGAGUCAGACGAGCAAAUGUCAGGCAACUCUGUGCGCAACGUUCUAGUACUGGAUAAUCUGGAACGCCGCCAUCUUGGUUCUCAACUCACAUGCCAGGCUUCCAACACAAAACUCAUUCCUCCUCUAUCGACCACGGUCGCAAUCGAGCUUUACCUGCGCCCCCUGGAGGUGAAGCUGUUGGGGGAGAAUCUGGCACUGAGUGCCGGCUCCAAGUACGAGGUGGCUUGCCGCUGCUCUGGUUCCAGGCCUCCAGCCAACAUCACCUGGUGGAAGGGUGGUCAAGCACUUAGAGGAUUCACUAGGGAAACUAUGAGCUCAGAUGGCAAUGUUACAUUGGCAACGUUGACGAUUGAUCCGCAACCAAACGAUUCAGGAAAGACAUUAUCCUGUCGAACAAGUAACAUUCAUUAUCCAUCUGUCGAAUUACAAGAUUCAUGGAUACUCAAUGUUCAUUUUGCUCCAAUAAUUUCGUUGAAUGUGAGGAAUGAUACCAACUCGUCUAGGAUAAGAGAAGGGAUGGAUGUCUAUUUGGAAUGUAGAAUUCAAGCCAAUCCUCCAGUCGACAAAAUUCUAUGGACGUACAAUGGAGAUAAGCUGAAUUUCAAUAGCAGUAACUGGGAAACAAAGGAGAAUCAAACCUUGAUAUUGAAGUCAGUUUCUAGGAAAUUGUCUGGCGUGUACACUUGCCUGACAUCCAACGCUGAAGGCGAGUCAGCCAGUGAUCCUUUCGUCUUGGACGUGAAAUAUGAGCCGAGCUGUUCGAGCAAACACGUGGUGGUGCAAGGCACAGCGAGGGGCGAGGAGUUGACGGUAGCAUGCAGUGUGGAGGCCAACCCUCCCGCCAGCCGGUUCAAGUGGACAUUCAACAGUAGCAGCAGUAGUGACAGUAACAACAGUAGCGGCAGAAAUGCUUCACGCAGUUUGGAUGCGGCGGCAGUAACAAGUGGUGGGCGCAGUGUCGUCACCUAUCGGCCACUUCUAGAAACAGACUUCGGCACAAUUCUGUGCUCGGCGGAAAAUGAGAUGGGCAUCCAGGCGUCACCCUGUGUCUUCCAGAUUGUUCCAGCUGGCAAGCCGGACCCGCCGCACAACUGCAGCAUAGCGAGCCGCAGCCACAACUGGGUGCAGGUAAGCUGCUCUUGAGGCUUCAGCGGCGGACUGCGCCAGGCGUGGGUGGUGGAGGUGCGACUCCAGUCGCAGUCACAGACCGACCGAGUCGUGUCCAAUGUGACCAGUCGGCUGCAGCCGGAGUUCGUGGUGAGCGGCCUGGAGCCUGGCAGUCGCUACACGAUGCAUGUCUACGCCACCAAUGCAAAGGGACGUAGUAACAGCGCGGUCAUUCUCUCUGUCACCACCUUGGGGCAUGCCAACACCCAGCAUAGGCGCACUGAUCCAGCAAGUCCUGUGUACCUGUUGGAAGCCAUUCUAGGUGGUGUCAUCAUAGUCAGCCUAUUUCUAGGCUGUGCUGUGGGGAUCAUGAUACGAUACCGACGCAACCAAAGGUCUCCCUCUCCCCAUCAAAGCUCGGAGCCAGACAAUCAGGCCAAGUCCAUCAUGCUGCUCAGCCUCACAACCAAUAUUGAAGACGACAAAAACCCUGAUUUGAUACCACACUCCAACGAUUCGGAAUGUACGCAUACUGAAAUAAUAAAUGCGAGUCUGCUUGGACAGUCAAAAAGAACGCAAUGGGAUGUCGCCAUUAGUCCCAUGGUAGGGCUGGAGUCCUAUCAGGCCUUAACUGCUCAAUUUGGUCUAGAAUGCGACAGUCAACACAUGGCAUGCAACAUGACACCGUGGACCAAAGCCAGCGUGCAUGAGCCGUCAAAUUUGUUGAGCCCUGUCCCCGAGUCACCCUCUUCCUGCUACACACCGAAGCAGCAUGCUGGAACACAGACGCCCUUUGUCACACAAAGAGAGAGCGCUGUUUAGCACAUGUCAAACGAGGAACGAGGGAAACCGAUCUCAAGAUUGUAGAUUCUAGCUUACGAGUAAUAGCUGAGAACGUCAGAAUACAGUACUAAACUUUGAACAUCAGAUCAAUUUGACUGCUCCAGUAAACUGCAGCUCUAAACCAGGUUUUACUGUGCUCUCAACCACAUCAGAAGAUACAAGUUUGAGGUUACACUAGGAGCUCCGUACCUAAAUGUAUGAUUUAUCUCGCACUGGAUUUAUUAUUAUUUGCGCGACCUACAUUAGUAAUGCAACUAAUGAGUACCCACUGCAAUAGCGUGAGUGAAUCUAGACUCUUGCGAGUUUAAGGAGCAAAUAUCUCGAUAUAUGGCUUUGAUUUCAAAACAUCAAAAUCCUCGAUUGCUAACACUUUCUUUAGUCUACAUCUUGCGAUUUCUUCCCAAAGUAAACAUGGGAGACAUGAUAAUCAAAUCCACGAUUUGUUCAGAAACAAAUUCAAUACAAUAGUAAUAUAAAUAUAAUUAUAUUCUUGAAGAGAGUCCUCAGAAGAGAUUACACAAUGCUGUAAGCGGAAUCAUCAAUGGACUCUUAAUAAUUAUUAUAUCAUUGUAAAUUAGAUGUGCCUUAUAUGAAUGUGAGAUUAAAAUUAGCUUGAAUUAGAACACUCAUCUAUGCAUUGUAAUACAAAGAAUGAUUACUGUGUAAUUUUUCUUUCAAAGUUACUUUGGAACAAAGUCAGAUCGAAAUGACUAAUUACUGUGUAUUUCAUUCAAAGUUACUUCGAAACAAAUUCAGAUAAAAGUUUCUUAACCUGUUGAGAUUAUAGUAUUUAUUUUGUGAAUUUGUGAUAAUGGUGUUCAUGGUUGAGAUUUGUUGAAUAAUAAACUCACUAAGUUUUCUAUUAUGUUCAUCUUAUCAAAGUCUAAACUAUAAUGCAAGGGUUGCAUUGAUGAAAGAGUAUUUCAGUUUAUCCAACCAUAUAACGUUAAAUCAAUAAACGAUCUGUAACUGAGAUGGUAAGAUAAUGAUUUGUUUUGUUAGCAUCAAUGUACAGUAUACCCUAUAAUGUACAGUAUACUAGUCUAAUAAGAAUAUGAUGUAAAACAUGAUACAAAAUUUUAUAUGAUGUGAAAUUUGUAGUAGUGAUAUUUUUCAGAUUUUAAUAAAUCGAACGCCUAUUGAUAAA
Messenger RNA from Nilaparvata lugens (brown planthopper), 4308 nucleotides. Its product is annotated as nephrin. The coding region runs from base 633 to 2354 and encodes 573 amino acids. The record is from RefSeq and is a predicted model, not a curated record. The transcript has 15 exons. Lineage: Eukaryota; Metazoa; Arthropoda; Insecta; Hemiptera; Delphacidae.